CAGUUAAUAUUAACGUAGCAACAAAAGCGUAUAAAAACAUGUGUUGUAUGUUGAAACAUAUGUUGAAUUAAUUCAAUGUUAUUUAUAACCAUAAACCAGUUGUCAUACUUGAAUAUUAGUUGACCGAAGAUGACACAUCUCGCGUUAUGGUUUUAUUUAUGUAUUAAUUAUGUGUUAACACAUAAAUUGAAUGAAGUGUUUUCGUGGAAACAAUUGAAUUAUGACAUUAACGGUGUUUUUUAUAGGAAAAAUGAAAAUUUCGAAAGGAGACCAGAUGGUGUGUAUUUUGACGAUGAACUGGAGGAAAGGGAUAAAUUCUUUAUACAAUACAAUAACGUACCCAUAGGAUUUGAAUACGAUGGACAUCGUGUGUUUGUCACCGUUCCACGACGAAGACACGGUAUACCAUCAACAUUGAACUAUGUGCGACUUGGGGACAAAUCACCAUCACUACAUCCAUAUGCGGCUGGUACUAAGCUGGUCUCCGUAUAUAGACCAAGAAUAGACGUGUGCGAACGUCUCUGGAUGGUCGAUACUGGGCUUCUCGAAGUUCCUGGUGAAAGGCAGCAAGUCCAAAAACCGUCGAUUGUGAUAUUUGAUUUGAAAACUGAUAAACAGAUAUUGAAACAUGAACUAAAGGACAGUGACAUAUUCAACGAAAGGACUUCUGGAGGUCUCACCUCAAUAACUGUCGACGUAAACAAAUCAAAAUGUAACGAGGCAUUUGCUUAUAUAACUGAUUUAGCUACGAAUAGUAUAAUAGUGUUUUCCCUGAAAACUAAAACUACUUGGAGGAUCGAUGACCCAUCAUUUGUGUUUGAUAAGACAGCUUUGAAUUUCACAGUGGCAGGCCAUACAAUUAGUUGGCCUGAUGGCAUAUUCAGUUUGGCGUUGGUGGAUUUGAAUGGACGAAGAAUGGCGUAUUAUCAUCCCUUGAUGUCCACAAAUGAAUACAUGAUAGACACGGGGUACUUGAAAAACAAUUCGUUGCAAGGAAAUGUUCAGCUUUUAGGCAACCGCGGUCCUAAAACACAAAGCGGAAGCCACGCCUACCACGAGAAGUCGAAAACAAUUUUCUUUGCAAACGUUGCGAACGACGCCAUCUUGUGUUGGAAUGUGGAAAAGAAGAUGGCGCCCGAAAAUGUAGCCAUUGCUGCCCAAGAUCACGAGAAAUUAGUGUAUAUUUCUGAUUUGAAGGUGGUCGGAGAUGAGGUGUGGGUAUUAGUGAAUCAGAUACCGCGGUUCGUCUUCUCCACAUUGGAUGUGAAAGAGCCCAAUUAUUUUAUACAUAGGUCCCAAGUCAAGGAUUUGAUUCGAGGCACCGUUUGUGAUAGAUGUUAAGCUAAAUUUUUCAUUUGUUCCUUGUUUCCAAUAGCAUUAUUCCUGGGGCUUUAAAUUUGUAAUUUGGUGUGUCGUCUUCUUCAUAAAAUAAGAAGACAAAACUUUAGACAAUCUAAAGACUUAUGAGUCAGAGAUUCGAAUUCCGCAUUUGUUCUACCUAUAAUAUAAUCAUUGGUUGUGCCAAUUUAAUUCUUAUCUUAUAAUUAUGUCAACUGUAUUAUAU
Molecule: messenger RNA, 1564 nt
Organism: Pieris rapae (cabbage white)
Lineage: Eukaryota; Metazoa; Arthropoda; Insecta; Lepidoptera; Pieridae
Gene: Y-fb
Product: L-dopachrome tautomerase yellow-f
Exons: 9
Coding region: 130-1341 (403 amino acids)
Cellular component (GO): extracellular region
Source: RefSeq, a predicted model, not a curated record